AUGCAGCUCUCGACGAUUCUUUUGUGGUUUCUACCCGUCGCGCUCGGUAACCUCUGCGUCGUGCCCCCGUAUUCGUACACGUCCAACUCAGACCCGGCACUCGCGACUGCGCUUUCAGUGCUCCAGCAAAGUCCGAUUGGCACGUGGGUCAACGACAAUGGCCACAACCCCGUGCCUGGCGUUCUCUCAAAAUGCGGCAACGGAGACGUCCCGAUCUUUGUGAUUUACGGACUCCCCAACAAAGACUGCGCGGCGGGCUACUCGGGCGGCGGCACCAACAAAAACACAGAGCAGUAUACGAGCUGGCUCCAAACGAUCGUGUCGGCGGUCGGAUCCCGCGAAGUCAUUUACAUUGUGGAGCCCGACGCGCUUGGGCUCCUCUCCCAGCAAGGGUGCGCCGUGAACCUCGCGUACGAAUUGAACUUGAAGACCGCCGUGACGGUCUUGAGUCAGAACACCAACGCGCACAUUUAUGUCGACGUGGCGGGCUGGGCCACCGAGUCGGUGGCGAUCUCGGUGCUCCAGACGCUCAAAUCGGCCGGCCGCCUCGCCGGCAUCUCGAUCAACACGUCCAACUACCA
Messenger RNA from Saprolegnia parasitica CBS 223.65, 581 nucleotides. RefSeq lists its product as hypothetical. The annotation marks the transcript as partial. The record is from RefSeq and is a predicted model, not a curated record. Gene Ontology annotation, biological process: cellulose catabolic process. NCBI's taxonomy places the organism in Eukaryota, Oomycota, Saprolegniomycetes, Saprolegniales, Saprolegniaceae. Gene Ontology annotation, molecular function: hydrolase activity, hydrolyzing O-glycosyl compounds. The transcript has a single exon.